GUCCAAUCAAGCACACGUCUGGAGAGGAGAGGACGGCUUCCGGGAUCUGGCGGGGCCUUUGUCCGGACAGAGCUCUACUUCCUGUCCCCGCCGCUCUGUGUCCUCUGCUAACCGUUGGCCGUGUGACCCGCAGGCGCCGGGAGAUCCAGAAGUGAAACGCCAGGCUCUCUGGAGGCCAGGAGAUGGUGUGCUUUGUCCAGAGAAUCUUUCCUAAGAGGAAAUCCCAGAGAAGCAGGAGAAAGAGAAAGAAAUGGCUGGUACUCAGACACUGUUGACAUUCAGGGAUGUGGCCAUAGAAUUCUCCCUGGAGGAGUGGAAAUGCCUGGACCUUGCUCAGCAGAAUUUGUACAGGGAUGUGAUGUUGGAGAACUACAGAAACUUGUUCUCCAUUGGUCUCACUGUCUCUAAGCCAGGCCUGAUCACCUGCUUAGAGCAAAGAAAAGAGCCUUGGAAUGUGAAGAGACAGGAGGCAGUAGACGGACAUCCAGAGAUGGGAUUUCACCAUGCUACUCAGGCUUGUCUCGAACUCCUGCGCUCAAGCGAUCUGCCCACCUCAGCCUCCCAAAGUGCUGGGAUUACAGGUGUGAACCACCGUGGCCAGCCUAGCCUCAAGGUUUCUGUGGACAAAUUCACUGCUAUGUCUUCUCAUUUUACCCAAGACGUUUUGCCAGAGCAGGGCAUACAAGAUGCAUUCCCAAAAACAAUACUGAGAGGAUAUGGAAAUUGUGGCCUUGAUAAUUCACAUUUAAGGAAAGACUGGAGAAGUUUAGAUGAGUAUAAGUUGCAAAAAGAUUAUAAUGGACUUAACCAAUGUUCAUCAACCACCCAUAGCAAAAUCUUUCAAUGUAAUAAAUAUGUUAAAAUCUUUGAUAACUUUUCAAAUGUACAUAGACAUAAUAUAAGUAAUACUGGAGAGAAACAUUUCAAAUGUCAAGAAUGUGGCAAAUCCUUUCAAAUGUUCUCAUUCCUAACUGAACAUCAGAAAAUUCAUACUGGAAAAAAAUUCCAAAAAUGUGGAGAAUGUGGCAAAACCUUUAUCCAGUGCUCACACUUUACUGAACAUGAGAACAUUGACACUGGAGAGAAACCUUACAAGUGUCAAGAAUGUGACAACGUCGUUAAAACUUGCUCAGUCCUUACUAAAAAUAGAAUUUACACCAGAGGGGAACAUUACAGAUGUGAAGAAUUUGGCAAAGUAUUUAACCAGUGCUCCCACCUUACUGAACAUGAGCAUGGUGCUGAGGAAAAACCCUGCAAAUAUGAAGAGUGCAGCAGUGUCUUUAUCUCUUGCUCAAGCCUUUCUAAUCAACAGAUGAUUCUUGCUGGAGAGAAACUCUCCAAAUGUGAAACAUGGUACAAAGGUUUUAACCACGGCCCAAAUCCUUCCAAACACCAGAGAAGUGAGAUUGGAGGGAAACCUUUCAAAUGUGAGGAAUGUGACAGCAUCUUCAAAUGGUUCUCAGACCUUACUAAGCAUAAGAGAAUUCACACUGGUGAGAAACCAUACAAAUGUGACGAAUGUGGGAAAGCCUAUACGCAGUCCUCACACCUCAGUGAACACAGGAGGAUUCACACCGGAGAGAAACCCUACCAAUGUGAAGAAUGUGGGAAAGUCUUCAGAACUUGCUCAAGCCUUUCUAACCAUAAGAGAACUCAUUCUGAAGAAAAACCCUACACGUGUGAAGAAUGUGGCAACAUCUUUAAGCAGUUAUCAGACCUCACUAAGCAUAAGAAAACCCAUACUGGAGAGAAACCCUACAAAUGUGACGAAUGUGGAAAAAACUUUACCCAGUCCUCCAACCUUAUUGUACACAAGAGAAUUCAUACUGGAGAGAAACCCUACAAAUGUGAAGAAUGUGGCAGAGUCUUUAUGUGGUUCUCAGACAUUAGCAAGCAUAAGAAAACCCAUACUGGAGAGAAACCCUACAAAUGUGAAGAAUGUGGAAAGAACUUUACCCAGUCCUCAAACCUUAUUGUACAUAAGAGAAUUCAUACUGGAGAGAAACCCUACAAGUGUGAAAAGUGUGGCAAAGCCUUCACCCAGUUCUCACACCUGACUGCACAUGAAAGCAUUCAUACUUGAGAAAAAAAUUAACAAAUAUAAAACUAGGCAAAGCCGUUAGUAUCUGCUCACAUCCUACUUUACAUCAGAGUUCAGACUUAAUAAAGUUAUUAUAAAUGUAAUGACUGUUGAAAGACCUUUCAUGAAAUAUAAGUCUCCAGAGCACACAAGAGUAUUUCUUCUGAAAAAAAUGUUGCAAUUAUAUUUUAUACUAGAUGGAAGACUUGCAUCAGUUGCUUAAACUUUCAGAAAAUUUGUAGAGAAACUCAACAAAUGUCAUAAAUGUGAAAUAACAUUUGUUCAAAAAUGAUAGCUUAGAAAACACUAGAGUUCUUACUAAAAGAUAUUUUGCAAAUACAGUAAAUGGGAAAAAAAGCAAAAUCCAAUUUAAGUAAACACUGGAGGAUUUGAAGGAGAAAGGAAUAGGGCACGGACACGUUCGGAAAUGACACUGAAUCCCUGUGUUGAGUCUACAGAGACAUCUCGACUUAAAACAGAUCAUUCAUAUUUAAGUUUAAAAGGAGGAUGAGACAGUUUUUGUAGAGUUAUAAUUACAUUCAAAAUAUACUUUUUUUGCAUUGAAAAAAUGUUAAAUUUUUGAAAAGCGAAUAUUGAUGUCAUUCAAUUCUCAAAUCAGUUGAUGCUGUGUCUUCAUUUCUAGUGUGUUGUGAAAACACAUGGUCAAUUGUUGCGGCAUCAGAGAUAUGAGAAAUUCCUUUCUAUUAGGUGUGCAUCACUGAUAUGCUUGUCCAUGAAAGGUGAAAGACACUGAAAUGUAAGAUGCGUGAGUAAAAUCUUGGUAGAGAGGCUCUUUGUGGUUGUUUUAUAUACUUGUAAGUGAAUUAUGAGAUAGUUAUUUAGAAUAAUACUCUUCUGUUAGGGUCACCCUGAUCAGACCGUUCCCUUCCCCUCCCACAGGCCUUACAAUACAGUCCCUUGCACUCUCCGCACAGCUACCCCAGGGCAAAAGACAAACCCCCCCUUCACUGACCCCUCCAGUUACAGGAUGCGGUUAACAUGUCUGUUCACCUCGCAUAACAAAGCUGGCAAAAAACAUCUCCAGGAUGCAGACAAGACACCUGCACCCCUGACUCAGCUCCCCCACCCCGAUCUGGUUCUGGCCCUAUAAAAACCUGCUAUAGUCUGUAAGCGGGGCUGCCUCCUCUAACUGUGGCGGAGCAGCCAAGCAGCCCAAUAAAGCUUGCUUGCCUG
Molecule: messenger RNA, 3274 nt
Organism: Nomascus leucogenys (northern white-cheeked gibbon)
Lineage: Eukaryota; Metazoa; Chordata; Mammalia; Primates; Hylobatidae
Gene: ZNF195
Product: zinc finger protein 195
Biological process (GO): regulation of DNA-templated transcription
Molecular function (GO): DNA-binding transcription factor activity, RNA polymerase II-specific; RNA polymerase II cis-regulatory region sequence-specific DNA binding
Source: RefSeq, a predicted model, not a curated record